AUGGAUUAAUCAUCCAUAAUUGAUGAAACAAAAUAGUCUUUAGAAUAAUCAAAAAGGGCAGAUUCAACUAUAUCUGAUAAAAUGAAAAGAACUGAAUCAGCUGCACUCAAAUAAAAAAUUAUUAUGUAGAAAUCUUGCAUUUAUUAAAGUUAAGCUUCAUUAGAGAUGUAUAAUAAAACAAAUAUUAAUUUCAUUAAUUCCCUAACAUCAUUUAAUAAAAAAUCAGCGACUUUGAAGAUGAAUUUCAGGAUUUAUGGAAAGAAUCAGAUGAAUUUUUAAGAGAAAAUGGCGAAGUCAUCGAAAAACUUGUUAUGAAACCACUUUGUUCAAAGUAUUCUUAUCGAUCUUCGAAUUUAGAUUAAUUUCAAUCGAUCCUCUAAAAGAUGAAGAAAUUGAAUUUUCAAUAAAAGUAUAUUCAUUUAUUUAAGCUAAACAUCUUAAAAUUGAUGAAAAUAUUGAAAAACAUAAAAUUUUUAGUUCAAUUGUUGAAUGUAUAUUGUUAAUAUAUUUUAGUAAUAUCUAAAAUUGAUAAAGUAGAAACUCCAAAAGAAAAGCUGAAUUGUGUUGUUAAUGCAGGUAAAUAAACGAGUGGUAAUUUAUACAUCCUAUUAACUUAGCUAUUGUUAAUUAAUCAAGUGGUAAUGAUAAUCUUUUACCUAUUUUAAUUUAUGCUAUUCUUAAAGCUUAACCAUAAAAAGCUUAUUCUAAUAUUUUAUUUGUGAAUUAUUAUAGAUCUCCUAAAAGGAUUACUGGAGAGGAUGAAUACUAUUUUACUACUUAUUAAUCAACUCUACUAUUUAUUGAAAAGCUUGAUUAUCAAAAAUUAAAUAUUAGCCAUCAAGAAUUUUAAGAACUUAGCAAAAAAUGCUUAAAUAAAAGUAAAAAUUCUUAAAGUGUAAAUUAAUUUCUAAUCAUAAAUUAGGAAUUAUCUUAAAAUUGGAGUCUUUAAUAUGGAUGCCCAUCAAAAUUAUGUCAAUUUGUAGAUGAUUAAAAUGAAAAUCUAAGAUUUUCAACGAAAAUCUCAUUUUUAUGAGCAAUCAAAAAAAUAUAGAUUAAAAUUCAAUUAAAAUUAGUUAAAUGUACAAUUGUAAAUUAAAUUCAGAACAUUAAUUUGAAUUAAAUCCCUGAGUUUUAUAAUGAAUAUUAGAAUCUAUACAAAAAUCUACUUGAAAUGUAGAAAGAUAUCCAUAAUUUAUAUGAUUUGACAAAUAAAAUAAUUAAAGAAAGUUAAAGUGAAACUAAAAAGGUAGCGACAAAAAAGUUCUUUGGAAUUCUUUGA
This is a messenger RNA of Paramecium sonneborni, 1279 nucleotides long. The record is from the annotation of a GenBank genome assembly. Lineage: Eukaryota; Ciliophora; Oligohymenophorea; Peniculida; Parameciidae.